GUGUGUGUGUGCGUGUGCUUGUGCGCGCGUCCGUCCGUGUGUGUGUGUAGCAUGAUGGCCGCCGCUCAGGACUCUCCCGUGUAUCUGGGCUUUGACUUCAGCACGCAGCAGCUGAAGGUGGUGGCCAUCGAUGAAAACCUGAAUGUGGUUCACCAGAACAAUGUGCAGUUUGACUCGGAGCUACCUGAGUUCAGGACUCAGGGAGGAGUUCAUAUUCAUGGUGACAGACUGACGGUCACAUCACCUGUUCUGAUGUGGGUCAAGGCUCUGGACCUGCUAUUGGACAAGGCGAAGAGGGCGGGGCUUGACUUCUCCCGUGUCAGAGCGUUGUCAGGCAGCGGCCAGCAACAUGGCAGUGUGUACUGGCGGAGAGGAGCGUCUGAGACUCUGCAGAAUCUGGACCCGGACCAGAACCUGCACCAGCUGCUGCAGGGCAGCUUCUCGCUGGGGGACUGUCCCGUGUGGAUGGACUCCAGCAGCUCUCAGCAGUGUCAGGACCUGCAGGCAGCAGCAGGGGGCGCUCUGAGACUGGCAGACAUCACGGGAUCCAGAGCAUACGAGCGUUUCACAGGAAACCAGAUCGCCAAACUGCGACAGACCCGACCAGACGAGUUCCAGGACACUGAGAGGAUCUCAUUGGUCAGCAGCUUUGCCGCCUCUCUCUUCCUCGGUGGUUACGCUGCCAUCGACUACAGUGACGGGUCGGGGAUGAAUCUGUUGGACAUACGGAGCAGGAGCUGGUCUGAGAUCUGCCUGGAAGCCACCGCUCCACAUCUGGACCGGCUGCUGGGAGCGCCGCUGCCCUCCACAUCUGUACUGGGUCCCGUCUCCUCCUACUUUGUACGUCGACACGGUUUCUCCGAGAGCUGCCGAGUGGCGGCGUUCACCGGAGACAACCCCGCGUCUCUGGCAGGAAUGAGGCUGCAGCCAGGAGACAUCGCUGUGAGUCUGGGUACCAGUGACACGGUCUUCCUGUGGAUCCAGCAGCCUCGCCCGGCGCUGGAGGGUCACGUCUUCUGUAACCCCGUGGACUGGCGAGCGUUCAUGGCUCUGCUCUGCUUUAAGAACGGUUCUCUGACGAGGGAACGAAUCAGGAACGAGUGUGCUGGAGGAUCAUGGGAACUUUUCUCCGCCGCCUUGAGAGACACGCCGCUCGGGAACAACGGAAACAUCGGCUUUUAUUUUGACAGUAUGGAGAUCACACCUCCUGCAGUCGGAGUUCACCGCUUCGACUCAGACGACAACAAGGUGUCCUCUCUGAGUCCCGUGGAGGAGGUCCGGGCGCUGCUGGAGGGUCAGUUUCUGUCCCGGAGACUCCACGCUGAGAGGCUCGGAUACUCCAUCAUUCCAGGAACCAGAGUUUUGGCAACCGGAGGAGCUUCAUCCAAUCAGGAGAUUCUGCAGGUUCUGUCUGAUGUAUUCAACGCUCCGGUUUACACCAUCGACGUCUCCAACUCCGCCUGCCUGGGGUCAGGCUACAGAGCUCUGCACGCCCUUGUCGCAGAAUCUGGAGCGUCCUUCUUUGAUGUCGUGAAGAAAGCACCGGAACCACAACUGGUCGCCACCCCGCAUCCUACAGCACAGGAGGUGUACGGCCGGAUGUUAAAGCGAUUUGCCCGAUUGGAGGAGAGAGUCCUGCAGGAGCCCCGCCCCCUGAGCCGCAGCAACCAAUCAGUGUAACAGACAUUAAGAGACCAGUUUUACUCAGAAACUACUACAUUUACAGUCCUCUUCUCCUGAUUUUUUAUUCGUAAUAGAUUAAAUCAGAUUAUGUCAGUGUACUUUUUAGGAAUACACAUCAAAAUUAGGAUUUAACUGACAAUCUAAUCGGCCACCAAAUGAAUGUAAAAUAACACAAAGAUUUAAUUAAUCCACUUAAAUUAAAAGCAGACACAAACACAAGAUCAUUUCUUCAAAAAGCUCCUGAUUAAUGUUGUUUUCUCUGUGGAAACUUUCAGGAAUCACAUGUUGUGACCUCCCAAGGAUUAAAGUUACUGAGGAAAUAAAAUACUUUGAAAAACA
This is a messenger RNA of Sander lucioperca (pikeperch), 2022 nucleotides long. RefSeq names its product xylulokinase homolog (H. influenzae) (gene xylb). Gene Ontology annotation, molecular function: D-xylulokinase activity. Bases 52 to 1680 code for a protein of 542 amino acids. The transcript is spliced from 19 exons. Gene Ontology annotation, biological process: D-xylose metabolic process; xylulose metabolic process. NCBI's taxonomy places the organism in Eukaryota, Metazoa, Chordata, Actinopteri, Perciformes, Percidae. Gene Ontology annotation, cellular component: cytosol. The record is from RefSeq and is a predicted model, not a curated record.